GGUUGAGUGUUCCCAUAAUUUGCGGGGUAGAUGAACGCGGGGGCGGGAGCCUUCCGUGUUUAAUAAGUCUGGAAAUAUCACCACCCAGUGGAUAGUAUGUUGCAUGUACAUUGUAUCAUCUUUUGGACAGUGAUAAUUCAUUUUGAUUCCCUUCCAUUUUCUAUCUUUACGGAUCAAUUCAAUUCUAGUAAUCCCUCUGUUCUAAAUAACUACACACACCCAAAAUGCCCAUUUCCUCUCGCUGGCAUCUCUCCAUCCCUUCCAUCUCCCUCCCAACCUACCUUUUUACUUCCUCCACGCACCCCCUCCCAGAUAAACUGGCCUUCAUUGACGCUUCGAAUCCUUCUCAAUUCCUCACUCAAUCAGAUUUUCGACUAUAUUCCCAACGUUUAGCUGCUGGGUUGAUCAAAAAUGGUUUACAGCCGGGAGAUAGAGUUCUACUCUUUUCGAGUAAUAAUCUCUUCUUUCCAGUGAUUAUCAUGGGAAUUAUUAUGGCAGAAGGAAUUUUUACAGGUGCAAAUCCGGGGUUUGUGGAAAGGGAAUUGGCUUAUCAGCUUAGUGAUUGUGGAGCGAAGUUUCUACUUUGUGGGGAGGGAGGUUUGGAGGUGGGAAUCAAAGCAGCCGGGAAAGUAGGCUUAGGGAGGGAGAAAUUGUUUGUAUUUGACGAUAUAGAGAAGGAAAUUGGUAUCAUAAAACAGGAGACGAAAGGACUAAGGAGUUGGUGGGAACUUCUAGAGACUGAGGAAGUAGGGGGAAAGUUUCAAUGGAAGGAAGAUUUUGAUCCGAAGGAAGCGGUUUGUUGUUUAAAUUAUAGCUCUGGUACAACGGGUGUACCUAAGGGAGUGAUGAUCACGCAUUAUAAUUAUGUUGCAAAUUCGAUACAAUACAGACAUUUACAUGAACUCCAUCCGGAAACACCAGAAAGAAACAAGAAAGCAAAAUGGUUAUGUUUCCUCCCUCUGUACCACGCAAUGGGUCAAACGAUUUUUGGAGCUGUGGCACCUAAACGCGGUAUUCCGGUUUAUAUCAUGAAGAAAUUUGAUUUCAAAGAGAUGUUAGAAGCAGUACAAAAGUAUAGAAUUACUUCGUUGAGUAUGGUGCCGCCAAUCGUUGUUAUGCUCGUCAAAUCGCCGCUCACGAAACAAUACGAUCUUAGUAGUAUCCUCGAUAUGGCUUCUGGCGCCGCGCCACUAAGUGGUGAGGUGAUAGAUGAGGUAGAGAAGCUGUGGCCAAAUGGGAAUGUCAAACUUACUCAAGGAUGGGGAAUGACUGAAGCAACUUGCUCACUUCUAGGCUGCGAUCCUCGACAGGAUCCUGUACCGAAUUCAGUAGGCGAACUUAAUGCCAAUUGUCAUGCGAAAAUUAUGGAUCCGGAGACAUUAGAGGAGCUUAAACAAGGUGAACGGGGUGAAAUUUGGGUUCAGGCACCUAAUGUAAUGAAAGGAUACUGGAAAAAACCUUCUGCCACCCAAGAAACCUUGAUAAACUCCCCAUCUGGUAUCUGGCUUCGCACAGGAGACAUCGCUUACGUCGAUUCUCGAAACCAUUUUUUCAUUGUAGAUCGGAUGAAAGAACUUAUUAAAGUAAAAGGCAAUCAAGUGGCUCCUGCGGAAUUGGAAGCUUUGUUAUUAGAACAUCCGGAGAUUGCAGAUGCAGCCGUAAUUGGAGUAAUGAUCGGGGAGGGAGAAGUACCCAGGGCUUAUAUCGUAAAGAGUGGUGGCAGUGGAAAUAGACUAAACGCAGAAGAAGUGAUGGGAUGGGUGGAAAAGAGGACCAGUAGAUUUAAGUGGUUGAAGGGUGGUGUGGAGUUCGUAGAGGCAAUUCCUAAGAAUCCGAGCGGGAAAAUAUUGAGGAAGUUGUUGAGAGAGAAGGCUAAGGAGGAGAUCAGUAAAAUUUACACAAAAGCUCGGCUUUGAGACUCAGUAUAGUCGGAACGAGGUUUUGGCAAUAUGUAAAUGUAAUCUCAAAUAUCAAUCAAUGUAGUCAAAUGAUAAUGAAAGACUACAUGAUCGUGUGCACCA
This is a messenger RNA of Botrytis cinerea B05.10, 2021 nucleotides long. RefSeq lists its product as hypothetical. The record is from RefSeq and is a predicted model, not a curated record. Gene Ontology annotation, biological process: secondary metabolic process. Gene Ontology annotation, molecular function: CoA-ligase activity. The transcript is spliced from 7 exons. The coding region runs from base 225 to 1916 and encodes 563 amino acids. Lineage: Eukaryota; Fungi; Ascomycota; Leotiomycetes; Helotiales; Sclerotiniaceae.